Messenger RNA from Gavialis gangeticus (Gharial), 1925 nucleotides. It is a transcript of the gene CLTB, whose product is annotated as clathrin light chain B. The transcript is spliced from 5 exons. The record is from RefSeq and is a predicted model, not a curated record. Gene Ontology annotation, biological process: intracellular protein transport; clathrin coat assembly; clathrin-dependent endocytosis. Gene Ontology annotation, molecular function: structural molecule activity; clathrin heavy chain binding. Gene Ontology annotation, cellular component: postsynaptic endocytic zone cytoplasmic component; plasma membrane; clathrin coat of coated pit. NCBI's taxonomy places the organism in Eukaryota, Metazoa, Chordata, Crocodylia, Gavialidae. The annotation marks the transcript as partial.
GGGCUCCCCGCCCGCCGUGACCCGCCGCCUCUUCCCUCCCGUGCAGCCGGGGCGCCGGACGGGGCGGCCGCGCUCAACGGCGACGUCUUCCAGGAGUCCAAUGGCCCCACGGACGCCUACGCUGCCAUUGCCAAGGCUGACCGGCUGACCCAGGAGCCCGAGAGCCUCCGCAAGUGGAGGGAGGAGCAAAAGCAGCGGCUGCAGGAGCUGGAUGCUGCCUCCAAGGUGCUGGAGCAGGAGUGGCGCGAGAGGGCCAAGAAGGACCUGGAGGAGUGGAACCUGCGGCAGAUUGAGCAGAUGGAGAAGAACCGGGUUAACAACAGGAUUGCUGACAAAGCCUUUUACCAGCAGCCGGACGCCGAUGUGAUUGGCUACGUGGCCUCGGAGGAAGCCUUCCUGAAGGAGUCAAGGGAGGAGGACCCAGGCACGGAGUGGGAGAAGGUGGCGCAGCUCUGUGACUUCAACCCGAAGAGCAGCAAGCAGAACAAGGACGUCUCCCGCAUGCGCUCCGUGCUCAUCUCCCUCAAACAGACGCCCCUGGCGCGCUAGCCCAGCUGGAGCGCCACCGGGGCUGGGGCAUGGCCCUCCACCAGCUUGCCUGGAUGCGCGCAGCAUGUGGGGCCCGUGGUGGCCAGCAGGGGUACUGCCCCUGCCGCGAGCACCUCCUGCGGGCGGGUGGCUGUUGCUGUCCCCCUGGUUUUCCUUUGCUUAAAGGGUGCGUUGGUCUUUUUACACUUAUUUAUUACCGUGGUGGUUCCCUUGGUGGCGGAUGGGGUGGCUGGGCUGGGGCUCCUCCCUGCCAGGCCCCUGUUGCAGGUACCUCCUCCCCAGCCAGUGCCUGGGCCCAGGCUGGCUGUGAUGUCAGAGGUAGGAGCGUGACAUCACCGUCUGCUUCUGGCUCAGCUCAUGAGGAAUUGGGAUGUGCAGGGCUGGGGCAGGAGCUCGGUGGGCAGGAGGGCCUGGUGCUGUGUGGGGCUGGAGAUGCUGAGCAGAGCAAGGGAGGAGCCUCCCCCAGGGAGCUUGUCCUCUGGGUCCCACUAGGACCUUCCUACCCUCUGGAUCCAGGCUGAAUGGAGCUGCCUCAGUGACUUGCUGUGAGGGGAUCCUGAGCUUGGGUGGCUGACUCUCCUCCUCCCAGCAAGGCUUUGGCCCCCUUGCUGGUAGCAGGGGGAGGUGCUGGCUCUGUGCUGGGUAGGUCUGACCCAGCCCCUUCUGGCUCAGCCCCCAGCCCUGGGAUCCCAGCCUGUGCUGAGGCCUGGUCUAGGAGCCUGAGAUCUGCUACCUGUUGGACUGCAGACACCAUAUCACCUCUUGGGCACGUGCUCAGCCACCUGUCUGUAAGGGCCUGGUGGGUGGGGAGGGCUGGUACAGCUGGCAGGGAACUCAGGGCAAAGUCCACAGCACAUGGGCUGAGCCUUGCCUUUAGGAGACCCUUUCCAGCCCCACCCAGGCUGGCUCUGUAGGGUGUUGGCUCUGGGGUGCAGGAGGCUGCUGGCUGGGUGUGGAGCUGCCCAGUAGGCAGGACUGUGCUGCUUUGCAUAGCCAGGGCUGAGCUGGUGCGGGGAGGAGGGGAUGGCAGCCCAUAAACCCAAGCAGCUCUGCCUGCCCCUUUGCUGCUCCAGGGGCCAGAGAGUGUGGGGCCUACCUCACUCUCGCAGCCCCUGGCAGAGCCCCCUUCACUCUGCCCUAGGAAGCCUGUUCUGGGAAGCCCCAGCGUGGCUGUUGCUUGGGCCCCGCAGAGAGCAGGAGCCCCCAGGCUUCCCCAGCCAGCCCUGACUGCUGCUGUCACCUGGGAGAGAAGGGCCUGUCCUGGGACACAUGGCUCUGGGGAGGGCUGCGCCUGUGGCUGUUCUGUGUGUUCCCAGCUUUGGUAUCUGUGACCUUGUCUAAGCCACUUGUUACAAAUAAACUGACAACUCCAAACC